Molecule: messenger RNA, 1328 nt
Organism: Durio zibethinus
Lineage: Eukaryota; Viridiplantae; Streptophyta; Magnoliopsida; Malvales; Malvaceae
Source: RefSeq, a predicted model, not a curated record
UUCCCUAGAGAAUAUUUCAGAGUCCUCCCCCAACGGGUCUACUUUGUUUUUUUUUUUUUUUUUUCUCUGGAGAUGCCUGGAAGUAUAAAGCCAUUAGAUUUGGAUGGUGUGCAAGUUCCUUAUCAUUUCAGGUGUCCGAUCUCACUUGAGCUCAUGCGUGACCCUGUAACGGUCACCACCGGCCAAACCUAUGACCGAACCAGCAUCGAGUCAUGGGUUGCAACUGGUAACACCACUUGUCCUGUCACUCGAGCCCCUCUCUCUGACUGCACUUUCAUCCCUAACCAUACCCUUCGCCGCCUUAUUCAAGAUUGGUGUGUCGCGAACCAGGCCUUUGGUAUCGAGCGAAUUCCUACACCUAAACAACCUGCCGAGCCUACCAUGGUUCGGUCUUUACUGAAUCAAGCUUCCUCCGUUUCGAAUCCGUUUCAAUCUCGUCUUUCUGCUGUGCGUCGACUCAAGGGACUCGCCCUAGACUCUGACAAAAACCGGUCUGUGCUUUCCUCUCACAACGCACGUGACAUACUCAUUAGCAUCUUAUUUUCAGACAUGGGUUCCGGUUCGUCGGAGUUGAACCAGGAGGCACUUGCGCUUUUAGUAAUGUUUCAACUCACCGAAUCCGAGUGCGCUUCAAUCGCUUCCGAUUCAAACAGAGUAUUCUACUUAUCAGAACUCUUGUUCCACUCCUUGAUCGAAGUCCGAGUCAACUCAGCUUCGCUCAUCGAAAUCGUUCUCUCUGGAACUAGAUCGUCAGAUCUUCGAGCACAGUUAAGCAAUGUAGAUGAAAUCUUCGAAGGUGUCACCGACAUAUUAAGAAACCUCAACUCUUAUCCAUGCGCGUUAAAAACCAGCAUUCGAGCUCUUUUUGCCUUGUGCUUAGUAAAACAAACAAGGCACAAAGCGGUUCAAGCCGGAGCGGUCGAGACGUUAAUCGACAGGUUAGCCGAUUUGGAUAAGGGCUCCGCAGAACGAGCUAUGGCGACGAUAGAGUUGUUAUGUCGGAUCCGCUCGGGUUGUUCUGCGUUUACGGCACACGCGCUUACGGUUCCAUUGUUGGUUAAGACAAUAUUAAAGAUUUCGGACAGGGCUACGGAGUACGCGACUGGUGCGCUCAUGGCGCUGUGUUCAAAGUCGGAACAGAGUCAAAGGGAUGCGGUGAGUGCGGGCGUACUGACGCAGUUGCUGUUGUUGGUUCAAAGCGAUUGUACGGAUAGGGCUAAGAGGAAGGCUCAAAUGCUGCUUAAGUUGCUUCGGGAUUCAUGGCCUGAAGAUUCUUUUAGGAAUUCGGAUGAUUUUGCUUGCAUUGAAAUCCUACCCUUUUGAAUGAU